Striga hermonthica is the source of this 1065-nucleotide messenger RNA. The record is from the annotation of a GenBank genome assembly. Lineage: Eukaryota; Viridiplantae; Streptophyta; Magnoliopsida; Lamiales; Orobanchaceae.
AUGAAGCAGCCAGCAGAUGUUCAUCAGCGAAUUGCAAGAAUUUCAGCUCACCUUAAUCCUCCCGCGGAUCAUUUCCAGGUAGGCGAGAAUUCGAGCAUAUGGCGUGAGGAUUGCCGAGCCAAAGGAGGGUCUCCGGGUUUCAAAGUGGCAAUAUUGGGGGCUGCUGGCGGCAUAGGCCAGCCUCUGGCGAUGCUGAUGAAGAUGAACCCGUUGGUGUCCGUGCUUCAUCUGUAUGAUGUGGUCAACACGCCCGGUGUGACUGCCGAUAUCAGCCAUAUGGACACCGGUGCCGUGGUUCGUGGGUUUUUGGCUCAAAACCAGUUGGAAGACGCACUAACGGGCAUGGACCUUGUAAUAAUCCCUGCUGGAGUUCCCAGAAAACCUGGAAUGUCUAGGGAUGAUCUUUUCAACAUUAACGCUGGAAUUGUAAAGACCCUCUGUGAAGGAAUUGCCAAGUGUUGCCCUAAUGCCAUUGUCAACUUGAUCAGUAAUCCUGUGAACUCUACGGUUCCAAUUGCAGCGGAAGUUUUCAAGAAGGCUGGGACCUAUGAUCCAAAGCGUCUUUUGGGAGUCACAAUGCUUGAUGUGGUCAGAGCUAAUACAUUUGUGGCUGAAGUUAUGGGCCUGGAUCCACGGGAAGUUAAUGUUCCAGUAGUAGGGGGGCACGCCGGUGUGACGAUUUUGCCAUUACUCUCCCAGGUUAAACCUGCGUGCUCUUUCACUCGAGAAGAGACCGAGUACCUGACAUCCCGCAUUCAGAAUGGCGGGACUGAAGUGGUUGAGGCCAAAGCAGGGGCUGGUUCUGCUACCCUUUCAAUGGCAUACGCAGCAGUAAAAUUUGCGGAUGCUUGCUUGAGGGGAUUGAGGGGAGAUGCUGGAGUUGUUGAAUGCGCAUUUGUAACUGAACUUCCAUUCUUUGCUUCAAGAGUGCGGCUUGGGCGUAAUGGAGUCGAGGAGAUUUAUCCACUCGGCCCACUGAAUGAAUAUGAAAGAGCUGGAUUAGAGAAGGCGAAGAAAGAGCUGGCUGGAAGUGUCGAUAAGGGUGUCUCGUUUGUUAGGAAAUGA